Molecule: messenger RNA, 2937 nt
Organism: Neodiprion fabricii
Lineage: Eukaryota; Metazoa; Arthropoda; Insecta; Hymenoptera; Diprionidae
Exons: 5
Coding region: 516-1730 (404 amino acids)
Biological process (GO): calcium ion-regulated exocytosis of neurotransmitter; regulation of dopamine secretion; cellular response to calcium ion
Cellular component (GO): synaptic vesicle membrane; dense core granule; axon
Molecular function (GO): clathrin binding; calcium ion binding; calcium-dependent phospholipid binding
Source: RefSeq, a predicted model, not a curated record
AUCGUCGGCAAUGUGUGGCAGCCGUCAUUCGUUAUAAGUUCUGCCCACGUUCCAAACGCAUUGCAUACCUUGCCCGUGAUCGUAGCGGCAACAACGAGUCAAUUGCUCUAAUCCCGGCUGAAAACUUAGUGAUUGUUGUUACGUGUCUCCGGCUAGUGACGAAAAUUACUGUGAAAUUAUGUGAAAUACGAAAGAAUGAAAUAAUAUCAAAUCUUGUUUUGAAAACGCGCCGAAUAUACGGUAACGGAAAAGUUUGAAACAUGUUUUGUAAACGUAUAAUAAGAAUAUCGCCGCUUCGAUGUCUUUCGUGUUGAUAACAAUCUACGCUUCGAGUCGUUAUCUUUAGGCACGGACUACAGUCGCUUUUCCAUCUACAGAUUCACAUUUCUCAAAGAGAUUUCUUGAUGCAGUGAAGGUAUGAUUCGCAUCGUCGUGUAGUGACGAUGUAAUUUAUUGAUCUACGCUGAGCAGCAGUGACGAUUGUUCAAAAUCAAAGUCAACAACGAGUUAUCAAAAUGGCUAUAGCUCGGAUUAAAUCCUUCAUUGACAGUGGCUUGAAGAGCAGCUCGCUGAAUCGAACGACCAAUCUAGAACCGGAAGUGGGAAUAAAAAUUGUCCAUUCCCCGGCGGCGAAGGCUUUAUACGUGACUGUUAUAGGCGCAAGGCACUUACCUCAGAACUUUGGCUUUACCAGAGUGAACAGUUAUGUUGUUAAGGUGAAACUUCUGCCAGGGAAGGAAAAGUUCGAAACAACCCCAAAGAACGAGUCCUGGCCGAGUUGGAACGAGGAGUUCACCUUUCCGCUGACGAAAGAAACGAAAUCAAAAUUCGGGAAGACUAAAGUAACCGAAGAGGAAAUCAGUGGGUCGAAAUUCGUCGUGGCCACAGUCUACGCUGUUCUAGAGGACAAGCCACUGAUAGCCACCGAAAAAAAGGAAUCGGAGAAUGACAAAGCCAAGGGUGAAUCUUCCAAGAAAGGAAAGAAGGAUAGUUCAGCCUUCAAGAGUAUGGCCUCGACCUCGGAUUCAUCCAAGGCCAAUGUGCUGACCCAAUUCUUUGGCAAACAAAGUGAUAAGGAAAAGACAAGCGUACCUCAGAGGAGCGCCAGGGACCGGAUCUUCGAUAAGAGACGAACCCUAGGAGCCGCUACUGUUAAAUUGGACCCAGGAGUCUUCGUUUCAAAACCCGCCAAACCAAAGCAUGCGAGCGACGUUUCCACCGGAGAAACUUGGUGGCCACUGAAACCGAUCAGCAGCGGAAUCUCCGGAGCCGAUGAAAGGCGGGAGAGCAAGAAAGGCCAGGUGGAGAUAUCAUUAUGCCAGGAGAAGGGGGACAAGGACGGAGAAAGUGGAGGCAACUUGGUAUUGUCAUUGAGCAAGCUGAGAUGCUCCUUACAUACGAUGCACGAACACGAGGCUCUGAAGGGACAACUGUAUAUAAAGAUGUCCGUAGUUGACAACGGCAUAGUCACGCAUUUUUGGAAAAGCGAUAGAUUCACGCCGACUAUCUCGACCAGCUUUUCACCUGACAAUGCAAGGGUUAUCGCAAAGAAUCCCCAGGGCGAUGUCAGUUUUGUGGUGAAAUUUGUCUCCAAAAAUAAAAUGGGUAAGAAAACCGCAAUUGGACAUUUCGUGAUAGGACCGGAUGGAGGGGGAACCUAUGGUGAACAGUGGAAACAAGCGUUGGCUAAACCUGGCCAGCAAAUCACCAAAUGGCAACCAUUCGAGUGAUAAAACUAAUGCAAAGUUCUUCACAAUACACACAGUAUUGUGUAUCUACAAUUGAAGUUCGAUUCAUUUCGCCUAUUUUAAUACUCGUGUCUCUGUGGUAACUACAUCGCAAUUUUUAUACUUGUAUCAUACAUAACAUUCUUUAUCGUCGAAACUGUGAAUAUACUAUCGGUCAAUGUGUUGUGAAAAUUUACUCGCUUCGGUCCGCUAUACAAUAACUAAUUAUACUAUUUUAUUAAUCCUACACGUCUCUCCGUAAAAUCAAGCAAUUACGUCUGUCAUAAAGUAUUAUCAAAGGUUUUACGUCGUGAGAUACGCUAAGCAUGAAAUUUGAAAAACUGUGUAGGCAAAUUUUGCUUAGCCCUACGUUAUAAGAGAAGUACAAUUAUUUUAAUAUGAUCCAAUUGGUGUAAUAGACUCGAUUAGACAUUUGUGUGAGAAUUUUUUCAUUUCAAUAUGAGAAAAUGCGUACGCAAGUAUUUAUUCGUGAAGCAAUCGAUUUAUUACAUUAUUCGCUAUUUUAUACAUUUGUACAUAUUUAUUAUACCACAAAUUUGACUGCGCCUUAUUUUAUUUAUAAACUAAUAUUAUACAUUCACUGCACAAGGUAAUAUCGUUUUUAAAACCUAUAUGUAAAAGUAUUUCUCAUUUAUGGUGUCCAAACCGUUUUUUAUUCGUCUAUUACCAUAUUUAAAAAAAUAAUGCUAACCAUGUUAACUUAUAUUAUCCUUCAAUUCUAAAACUGCACAUAGUUCAUACUGUAUAAUAAUUGGGGCAGCAAUAACUGAUUUCGAUCCAAUUAAGGCGUAACUAUUCUAAAGUGUAGGUCAAGCUCUAAGGACAUUAGCGCAAAACUGCAUUUGCUAAUUGAUAAUGAACUAAACCAUCUCAUGAGUUAUUAAAUUACCAAGUAAUCCGUCCAAUAACGACAGUGCCAUUUUAACGUGAUGUAACUAGACUAGGAUGACGAAAGAUUCUUGGUUCGUUGAACAAUUUCUGUGGUAAAUACUUCAAAUGCAGACAGCCUUUGAACUUUACCGUUUUUGGCAACUAAAUUUUUAAAGGAACACUUUUCCACAGAAAGCCUUCAAUUCGCAAGAAACGUUGUGUAUUUUCACCAUUUUCUAUAUUCCAGUCAAUUAAUUAUAUGUAAUGUUUGUAUAAAACUAUAAGUAUUAAUAAAACUACGACUUAUAUUACAUUCAAA